Messenger RNA from Penicillium nucicola, 849 nucleotides. RefSeq names its product TIM-barrel enzyme family protein. The transcript is spliced from 3 exons. Bases 1 to 849 code for a protein of 282 amino acids. Gene Ontology annotation, molecular function: catalytic activity. Lineage: Eukaryota; Fungi; Ascomycota; Eurotiomycetes; Eurotiales; Aspergillaceae. The record is from RefSeq and is a predicted model, not a curated record.
AUGCCACAACCAACUACUCGCGAGGAAGUCCUGGCCCGACUUCGCAAGACCGUCGACGAUGGCUCCAUCAUUGUUGGAGCUGGUGCAGGGAUCGGCCUGUCAGCCAAAGCCGUUGAACAAGGCGGCGCUGAUCUGAUUCUGAUCUACAACUCGGGACGAUUCCGCAUGGCAGGACGCGGUUCUUUAGCCGGUCUGAUGCCAUACUCGGAUGCUAAUAAAGUUGUUGUCGAGAUGGCCAGCGAGGUCCUUCCAGUGGUGGAGCAUACGCCCGUCCUCGCCGGCGUCUGCGGCACCGACCCCUUCCGCUCAAUGCCCCAAUUCCUCACCGAAUUACAGCGCAUUGGCUUCGUCGGCGUACAGAACUUCCCCACAGUGGGCCUCAUCGAUGGCCAAUUUCGAUUGAAUCUAGAAGAGACGGGGAUGGGCUACGACAAGGAGGUGGAGAUGAUCGCGACCGCGCACCAACUCGGCCUGGUCACCACGCCGUACGUGUUCAACGCCGAGGACGCAGUCAAGAUGGCGCGAGCGGGUGCCGAUGUGGUAGUCGCCCACGCGGGCCUGACUACCUCUGGUGCGAUCGGGGCCCUGAGCGGACGCUCACUAGAGGAUUGUGUGGGGUUUGUGCAGGAGAUCCGCGAUGCGGCGGCUGGAGUUAACCCCGAGAUUCUGGUCUUGUGUCAUGGCGGACCCAUUGCGCGCCCAGCAGAUGCAGAGUAUGUGCUUUCGCGGACCCAGGGCGUGCAUGGGUUCUUUGGAGCGAGUAGUAUGGAGCGAUUGCCGGUGGAGGUUGCCAUCAAGGAGAACGCGGCGGAAUUCAAGAAGUUGAGAGUGUCGGGCCGAAGUAAUUAG